GGCUCGCGAUCAUUACGCUUUCAAGGAGAACUUCAGGCAGUCAGUUAUUAUUUCUGAACAUUUUAAGCGGGUGUGCGCUUCGCGUUUGGUGUUGUUUCGUAUUAUUUUGUUAGGAAAUAUGGCUGAACAGGGUAAAGAACUUAAGAUAUUUACCACCGCUCAGGUGAAAGAACACAACACUAAAAGCAGCGUUUGGAUAAUUAUUCACAACGACAUUUACGAUGUUACGUCGUUUUUAAAUGAGCAUCCUGGUGGCGAGGAAGUCCUUAUUGAACAAGCUGGCCAAGAAGCUACUGAAGCGUUUGAAGAUGUUGGCCACUCCAGCGAUGCUAGGGCUAUGAUGGAGCAAUACAAAAUUGGAACGUUGGUGGACUCAGAGCGUAAACCCGACUUACCAAAGAAAAGCGAUCCUGAAUGGAAAGAAUCUUCAGGAUCAUCUGAUGUUUCAUGGAAGUCAUGGAUAGUUCCAAUCGCUUUUGGAUUUGUAGCCACAGUAAUCUACCGCCUAUAUUUCAUGUCAUAAAUUAGGAAAUAAACUAAAAUUAUUAGAUCCUGUCUAAAAUCAAACAUUUAAAGUCGCAUUUAAGGGUAUUUAACUACUAAAAAAUAACUUAAAAAAAAAGGAGGUUUGUCAGAAGUGUCUAUUUUUUAAAGUAUAUUUAAUAAGCAUACUUGUCUUAUUUAGGUAAUAUUUUUUGUAAUGUUAUAGCUUAUAGAAGUAUAUAAUAGUUGCAUCUAUAUGCAUUUUAUUAAUGGUUUCGAUGAUCAGCAUCUAAUGCUGUAGACUAAUUAAAAUUGUUCUAAUAUAAAGCUGUACACAAUUUCUGGAUAUUUUUUGUUGUAUGCUCUAUGGGCUUUAUACACAAAGUGACAAAAUACAAGUGUUAUGUGUUUAAUUAA
Messenger RNA from Anthonomus grandis grandis, 900 nucleotides. RefSeq names its product cytochrome b5 (gene Cyt-b5). Gene Ontology annotation, molecular function: heme binding. The transcript has 3 exons. The record is from RefSeq and is a predicted model, not a curated record. Lineage: Eukaryota; Metazoa; Arthropoda; Insecta; Coleoptera; Curculionidae. The coding region runs from base 119 to 523 and encodes 134 amino acids. Gene Ontology annotation, cellular component: intracellular membrane-bounded organelle; membrane.